Messenger RNA from Colletotrichum spaethianum, 879 nucleotides. RefSeq lists its product as uncharacterized. The record is from RefSeq and is a predicted model, not a curated record. Bases 1 to 879 code for a protein of 292 amino acids. NCBI's taxonomy places the organism in Eukaryota, Fungi, Ascomycota, Sordariomycetes, Glomerellales, Glomerellaceae. The transcript has 2 exons.
AUGAGCCUCAUGCGCGCUAGAGGCGACCGCCAGCUGUAUACGCGGACGGGCCGGCAGAUUUUCUGGCUCAUGCACAACAUGCUUCAAAUCCAACAUACCAUCACAAACACACCGUGCCCGCCAGAAUUCGACCGCUGGUUCAACAUCAUUGAGCAGACUCUGCAACCCGUCGAGGUUUUGUUUCUGCAGGUUGGACGGUACAUCUCCGCGGGCUGUUCUCUGCUGUCCAGAGUGAUGCCCAUCACGCGAAGCGGCGACGCGGAGCGGGCGUGCGCCGAGUACGAGCAGCUCCUGGCUGAAUGCGACCAAGUAGAGCUCGUCAUGGCGGAAUGGAUGCAAGCAGCCCCCGAAUACCGGAUCGACCCCGCGCCUGUCUACGACCACUUCUGGAACUCGUGGCGCGGCGCCCGGAUCAAGAUCCACCACAUGAUGAUCCUCCUCACCAAAGUCGUCGAGCACGCACCGGACUGCCCUUUCGACCCCGAGGCGUUGCAGUCGCGCAGGGACCUCUGCCUGCAGAUCAUCGCGGCGACCAGCCGGGACGUCGUCGACAGCAUACCCAAAUCACUCGGCGGCAAGGCGCCCGACACGGACCCGCAGUCGCCGACUGCCUACUUCGACGCCGUCCGGCUGAUAUGGCCGCUGAGCCACGUGUACAUCAUGCCGACGGCGCCCAGCCACUUGCGGGCUGCGGCGAGAGAGGCGCUGCUGCGGAUAGGGAGGGAGAAGGGCAUCUUGACGGCCUUGACGCCGCGGGCGGGCGGUUACCACUUUCCCCCGGAGACGCUGAAGGGCAUUCCUAUCGAUGAAUUGGAUGAAAGCGAUGGAUAUUUGCCACGUAUCUUGCCCAAAGCUGAGGCAAAACGUUCCGUAGUAUAA